Messenger RNA from Paramecium tetraurelia, 612 nucleotides. RefSeq lists its product as uncharacterized. Gene Ontology annotation, cellular component: axoneme. Gene Ontology annotation, biological process: regulation of cytoskeleton organization. The record is from RefSeq and is a predicted model, not a curated record. Lineage: Eukaryota; Ciliophora; Oligohymenophorea; Peniculida; Parameciidae. The transcript has 3 exons. Gene Ontology annotation, molecular function: microtubule binding.
AUGGAUUUACCUCCGCUUUCUGAACUAGAAUUGUAGAAUAUCUACUCUUGGCUCGAUAAAAUUCCACUCUCAAGACCAAAAAAGAACAUCCAAAGAGAUUUUGCUGAUGGAGCCAUGGUGGCUGAAGUUGUUUAUCAUUAUCUCCCAAAAUUGGUGGAAAAGCAUAAUUACCCUCAAGCACAUAGCAUUUAAUAAAAGUAGUAUAAUUGGAGCACUCUCAAUUUGAAAGUAUUCAAAAAACUUGGAUUUCAGUUAUCAAAAAAUGAUAUUGAUAGUGUCAUUGCUUGUUCACCUGAAGCUGUUGAAAGGGUGUUAAAGUUGUUACAAAUUAAGAUUGAAAAAUAUUUAGAACAAUAGAAAGAAUUGGAAAGGAGAGCCCUUGAAUAAUAAAAACAAUAGUAAUAAUAAUCGCAACAAAAAUAGUAGAUGUAGGAUGAUCCUCUACAAAACUAAGAUUUAAGAUUGAUUUUGGCUGAAAAAAAUUAAGCUAUAACAGAGUUGAAGGAAACUGUAGAAAUUUUAUAAUUAAAAGUCAAGAAACUUGAAUAACUUUUAUAAAUCAAAGAUAAUAAAAUUUAAGGAUUGAUCAAUCAGCUGCAAGGUAAAUAGUGA